Molecule: messenger RNA, 1900 nt
Organism: Pocillopora damicornis (cauliflower coral)
Lineage: Eukaryota; Metazoa; Cnidaria; Anthozoa; Scleractinia; Pocilloporidae
Source: RefSeq, a predicted model, not a curated record
ACCUCAAACGACGCUCCAUCUCCCAUAGACAACAGAUACUGAACUCCACGCAGAUACAAGUUCGUUUGUUGAGUCUCUAUGGCUGUAGCUACAAUGCCGCGAAGGCAAAUUUACGUCCGUCCAAGAAGUGAGCUGAUUACGGUGUUAAAUUGGCGACAAGUUUCUGACAUUGGAACCGAAAAAUGGCGCAGCGAGACUUGUUUGGAUGCGAAUUUUUUCGAGGAUGAAGAGCGCCCUGAAAACACUCGUUACGUUUGUGGAAGCUAUGAGUUAACUCGGGGGCAUCUUGAGGAAUCUGAAGACGAAAUGACGAAAGCGAAAGAAAUAGACAUUCCCGACACCAAAAUGGCCUCAAAAAGGAGUGAAUUAACCAUCAAUCUACAGCCAACCAGUGUUAAGGUUAAACCGAGGCUUGUCAAGGCUCAAUCGAUGGCAAAUUUGCCGAUAAACUCGAGCGGACUUGACAGAGGAUACACACGUUCUAACAACUCGGUACCUACAAAGUUGAAUCCAAAACGGAAGAGCUCUUUAGAUGUGUCUCUAGCAAAACUCCGAUACGAGAUGAACUCGCUUAGAAGACAAGACAUGGAGUUGUUCGAACAACUUCUCAGUCUUAACAAUAGUAUCCAGGAUUUCAAGCUAUCCCAGUAUUCUUCGCCGACCGACAUGUCCGACUCCUCCUCAGACGAAUGUGAGACGGAGACAGUCAUGGAAAAACCGCUGAGAGUGAAGCGCUGGCACAGCCGUGGAAGCUUGGCUUCUGACGGAAGUGGUUAUCACAGUGCGUCAAGCCGCUCUUCAAUCGAAAGUAAUCCCUCACUAAACGGAAGUGACGUUGCAAGUUACGACAGUGGUCAUGAGAGCGGUGCUGGACUGAAAUCGUGCCGAAGGAGAAAUAGAGGGAAAUUUGGGUUCGGGGACUCUUUAAGGCGAGUGUCAUUUGGAACAGUGAGCCAACGACUAAGCGGAAGUGAGAUCUUCAGCAGCGGAAGCGAUGUCGUAUUUCCGGCACAAGCUGUAAGGCGGAACUCAGAAUACCGUGUGGCAGAAAUAAGACCGAUUAAGACUCUAAGCAAACGACAAAGCACAAUAUGGUGAUUAUCGACUGCUACAGAGAGAGGAGAGGUACAAGAUUAACAUUUAGUGUAGAAAAGAAAUCAAAAGUUUUAAGUAUCACAAUGCUUUUAACAAAGUGUUUCCUAUGUCUUCCUCUAUUCAAAUUAACGAUUGAAAAGUUCAAAGCGUGUUACAAAUGACGUACUCGAAAUAACUUAAUGAAUAUUAAGUUAAUAUUUCAGAGUGAUAGAUGCAAAUUUAAAGGUGAUUUAAGACAAACAUUUAUAAAUUCAUUUUAUUAUACUAGGGGGUAAAUUUAGAAACCAACACAAUAUCCUUAUGAAAAAAAAAUUCAAGCUUGACAAUAGCAUCACCGAUGCCUGAUUUAUGGUAAAAAUGCUUAUGGUAUCGACACGAAAUAUUUCCAAAAAAAAAAAAGCUGGAUAUAUUAACUCUUUAACUCCCAUGAGUGACCAACACUGAAUUUCUCCUUGCAAUAUCCAUACAAUAACAAGCAGACAAGUGAUGAGAAUAAAAAAAUUAUGAAUUAGGGUAUAUUCAUUAGUUAAUCCAAUUCAAAAUUCUACGAACUGAAAUCAUAAGAAUUGUAUGGCAGACAGUAAGGAGAAUUACUCAUAAUGAGAUCUUGGGAGUUAAAAUGUUAAUCAGUUUUCCUUUCUUCAUUCGCAUUGAGCUGCUUACGUUCGCGAAGUUAGGUUAAGCUUAUCAGACAAAUCAUAAAAUGUGAUGCAAACUUCUCUCUCGGAGCAUACUUUAUGGACUGCACAACUGGAUUUUUUCAUCCUUGUUAGUGGCACACAAUGAUGGUAUUAAUUAUUUCGCU